AGAGAGUUCGAAGAUGGCGGCACGCAGGGGUCGGCGGCGCACGUGUGAAACCGGGGAACUCAUGGAGGCCGAGUCCGGCGACGCAGGUUCCGAGGGCACAGCCCAGGUCUACUUGCCCGGCCGGGGACCGCCGCUGCGCGAAGGGGAAGAGCUGGUCAUGGACGAAGAGGCCUAUAUGCUGUACCACAGAGCGCAAACUGGCGCCCCCUGUCUCAGCUUCGACAUAGUCCGUGAUCACCUGGGAGACAACCGGACAGAAUUUCCUGUUACACUUUACCUGUGCGCUGGGACUCAGGCGGAGAGCGCCCAGAGCAACAGGCUGAUGAUGCUUCGGAUGCACAAUCUGCAUGGGACGAAGCCCCCACUCUCAGAGGGCAGUGAUGAAGAUGAGGAGGAGGAGGAAGAUGAAGAGCAGAAGCCUCAGCUGGAGCUGGCCAUGGUGCCCCACUAUGGUGGGAUCAAUCGAGUUCGGGUGUCAUGGCUGGGCGAGGAGCCUGUGGCUGGGGUAUGGUCAGAGAAGGGCCAGGUGGAGGUGUUUGCACUGCAGCGGCUUCUGCAGGUGGUGGAUGACCCCCAGGCCCUGGCAACCUUCCUCCGGGACGAGCAGGCCCGAGUGAAACCCAUAUUCAGCUUCACUGGCCACAUGGGAGAAGGCUUUGCACUUGACUGGUCCUCCCGGGUGCCUGGUCGCCUAUUGACUGGUGACUGUCAGAAGAACAUCCACCUCUGGAUGCCUACGGAUGGCGGCUCCUGGCAUGUGGACCAGCGGCCAUUUGUGGGCCACACACGCUCUGUGGAGGACCUGCAGUGGUCACCAGCUGAGGACACGGUAUUCGCCUCCUGCUCAGCUGAUGCUUCCAUUCGCAUCUGGGACAUCCGGGCAGCCCCCAGCAAGGCCUGCAUGCUUACCACAGCCACCGCCCAUGAUGGGGAUGUCAACGUCAUCAACUGGAGCCACCGGGAGCCCUUCCUGCUCAGUGGCGGUGAUGACGGGGCCCUCAAGGUCUGGGACCUGCGGCAGUUCAAGUCUGGCUCCCCUGUGGCCACCUUCAAGCAACAUGUGGCCCCCGUGACCUCUGUCGAGUGGCACCCCCAGGACAGCGGGGUCUUUGCAGCCUCUGGUGCAGACAACCAGAUCACGCAAUGGGACCUGGCAGUGGAGCGGGAUCCUGAGACGGGUGACGCGGAGACCGACCCUGGGCUGGCAGACCUCCCCCAGCAGCUACUGUUCGUGCACCAGGGUGAAACAGAUCUGAAGGAGUUGCACUGGCACCCCCAGUGCCCUGGGGUUCUAGUCAGCACAGCCCUGUCAGGCUUCACCAUCUUCCGUACCAUCAGUGUCUAAGGCAGUUCCUAGUUACUUCUGGUCUUGCCUUCCACUUGGGAAAUGAGGUUGAAGUUGAUUCCCCUGGAAGGGGUUUAUUCAGGUCUGUUGACUAGCCCCUCCAAAAGCCUUCGUUUGACUGGCCCAUUUGCUGCCACGAUGGAUUCUGUUUGACUUAUUGUUCUUAAAAGGAUUUGGUUUGGUCCAGUGACCCCUCCAGCUAAAGGACUUGGUUUCACCCAUGGCUCUCCAAAACGAUUCCCACCCGAAGACUUGGUUCAGCCCAGUGACCCCCAUCUAUCAGAGAUGGCUGAUAUAGCCUGCGUGUCGGGGGAUUUUUGUCAGCUGUGAUGCCUGGCUUGACCCUUUGACCUCUCUGUCCCAGGACUCACUUUUGGCAGCUGGUCUCCCGCAGGGAACUUGAGGGCUUUACAGUAGCUGUAUGAAAGUUGAGAUGUGAGUUCCUCCAACAGAAUUUCGUUCUGCCCUUGUCUUCCUGCCAAUUGGGUUUGGCCAGGAUUUCCCAGUGGGGGGCCGUAUGGGGUCCCCUCUCCUCCUCCCUGGGCUGGUACUAUGCAGGGAGGAAGGUUAGGGGCUCUUUAGAGGCAAUAAAAAAAAGAAAAGAGUCAAUAAAGGACUAGAAUGAGGA
Molecule: messenger RNA, 1973 nt
Organism: Cynocephalus volans (Philippine flying lemur)
Lineage: Eukaryota; Metazoa; Chordata; Mammalia; Dermoptera; Cynocephalidae
Gene: GRWD1
Product: glutamate rich WD repeat containing 1
Exons: 7
Coding region: 14-1345 (443 amino acids)
Biological process (GO): ribosome biogenesis
Cellular component (GO): nucleolus
Molecular function (GO): protein binding
Source: RefSeq, a predicted model, not a curated record